Molecule: messenger RNA, 192 nt
Organism: Eubalaena glacialis (North Atlantic right whale)
Lineage: Eukaryota; Metazoa; Chordata; Mammalia; Artiodactyla; Balaenidae
Source: the annotation of a RefSeq genome assembly
AUGCCACAACUAGAUACAUCAACAUGACUCCUCACUAUCCUAUCUAUACUCCUAACCCUAUUUGUACUACUUCAACUAAAAAUUUCAAAACACUCCCACUCCCCCAACCCCAAAUUAGUACUAACCAAAACACAAAAACAACAAACCCCUUGAGACACCACAUGAACGAAAAUCUAUUUGCCCCUUUCAUAA